Messenger RNA from Adineta ricciae, 1740 nucleotides. NCBI's taxonomy places the organism in Eukaryota, Metazoa, Rotifera, Eurotatoria, Adinetida, Adinetidae. The record is from the annotation of a GenBank genome assembly.
AUGCCGUCAGGUUCUCGAUACUUCUAUUGGUUUCUGUAUCGUCGUCGAAAUAGAUUUACGACAAUCCUCAUCGUUGUUUUUCUUCUCUUAUGUUUCAUUUAUCUAAAUCCGAAUUCGAAACCGUCUGAUCAAGAUAAACAAAAUCAGAGACCGAGAAGAAAUUUGAAUGAAAGGAAAAUACGAAUUAAUCGAGAAACUUAUACAACACCUGAACCUUGCCAUGGUUGUCCUGGUGAGAAUGGUGCCGGCGUCUCUUUAACAGCCAAUGAAUCCAAAGAUUUACAACAAGUUUUAGCGAAAGAAUUUUUUAAUUUACGAGCAAGUGACAAAAUUUCUUUGUGGAGAUCGAUACCAGAUAGUCGGGAUAGUGAAUGCCGAUCAGUUCAGUAUCCAAAAGAUCUGCCAAGUGCGUCCGUGGUAAUUGUUUUCAAGAAUGAACGUUGGUCCCCGGUACUUCGUACAGUCUACUCAGUUCUGAAUCGUUCACCUAAAGAAUUACUGAAAGAGGUCAUCCUAGUUGAUGAUCAAUCGGACAUCGAGGAAAUGGGUGCACCUCUGGAUGAGUAUUGUGAAGAACAUUUUGGAGAUCUGGUUCGAAUUCUACGCGCACCAACUCGACUUGGUUUGAUCAAAGCCAAAAAUUAUGGAGCAAAAAAUGCUACGGGUGAUGUGGUUGUUUUUCUUGAUGCACAUUGUGAAGCCAAUACUGGAUGGUUAGAGCCUCUUCUUGCUCGAAUCAAAGAAAAACGUUCAGCGAUUUUGUGUCCAAGCAUUGAUAUGAUCGGUGAACGUAAUAUGCAAUACAGUGGCACAGGCUUUGGAAGUAUUGGCGGCUUUUGGUGGUCAUUGCAUUUUAAUUGGAAACCAAUACCAAAAAGAACACUCGAAGCUCAAAAAUCAAGAAUUGAUCCUUAUCCAUCGCCAACAAUGGCCGGUGGCCUUUUAGCCUCACAUAGAGAAUAUUUCUUUGAAAUUGGUGGUUAUGAUGAAGAAAUGGAAGUUUGGGGAGGUGAAAAUUUAGAAUUAUCAUUCCGUGUUUGGAUGUGUGGUGGUAGUCUCGAAUUUGUACCGUGCUCUCGUGUUGGUCAUAUAUUUCGUCCAGGACACCCAUAUAACAUGACCGGUGUGAAAGGUAAAGGUGAUGUUCAUGGUCGAAACUCAAUGCGUUUAGCAGAAGUAUGGAUGGAUGAUUAUAAACGACUGUACUAUAUGCAUCGACGAGAACUAAUAGGUAAAGAUUUCGGUGAUGUUGAAGAUCGUCGAGCAAUUCGUAAGCGUUUGAAGUGUCAUUCGUUCAAAUGGUAUCUUGACAAUGUCUUUCCGGAAAAAUUUAUUCUUGAUGAGAAUGUUCUCGCUUAUGGAGAAGUGAGAAAUCCGUACACUAGUUUGUGUUUAGACACUUUGGGUAAAGAUGAAAAGGGAAGCAUUCCAUUAGCUGUUUAUUCUUGUCAGAAUGGUGCAUCAGCUAAUCAAUAUCUUUCUCUAACAAAAAAUCAUCAACUACGUCGAGAAGAUGCAUGUUCAGUUACAUUAGAUUCGUCAUCGAUUGUUCUAUCGGGUUGCGAUUUUGGCAAUCAACAACAAACAUGGACACACGAGAAAAAUGGAACACUCGUUCAUCAUCCUAGUAAACUUUGUCUCGAUGUGGAAGGUCUUUCGAAUAAUGAUCAAGUUAAGCUGAAACCAUGUGAAGCUGAUAAGCAAUCUCAAAAAUGGCUAUUUGAACACUAUGCUGCCUAA